This is a messenger RNA of Vigna unguiculata (cowpea), 621 nucleotides long. The record is from RefSeq and is a predicted model, not a curated record. NCBI's taxonomy places the organism in Eukaryota, Viridiplantae, Streptophyta, Magnoliopsida, Fabales, Fabaceae.
AUGGCGGAGCAUUGUUUGCGGUUUGGCUUGCCCCACACCAUCAUCACCGACAACGGUCGGCAAUUCAUUGAUAAAAAGCUAAGGGACUUCUACAAGCAAGUAGGAAUACGCCACCUGACCAGCUCGGUUGAACAUCCUCAGACUAACGGCCAAGUAGAAGCAAUGAAUAAGGUCAUAGUAGCUGAGCUGAAGAAGCGAUUGGGAGAGGCCAAAGGAGCCUGGGUAGACGAGCUGUCGCAGAUCUUAUGGGCCUAUCAGUGCACCCCUCAUGGGACGACCUGGGAAUCCCCGUUUAAUCUGACCUACGGGACGAACGCCAUGUUGCCAGUAGAAGUCGGAGAGCCGACACUCCGAAGGGAAAUGCAGGGCAAUACCCACGGGGACAGGUUUAUUUGCCAUAUCUAUCUGGAUGUAAACUGCAAACGGCUCCGAGAAGAGCUUGAUUGGACGACCGAGCGACGAGAGAGAGUGGUCGUGCGAGCUGAAGCAUGCAAAAGGAUGGUGGCGAAGAGAUACAAUGCCAAAGUAAGACCAAAAAGCUUUGUCAAAGGAGACUUGGUGUGGAGAAAAACCAACGAUGCUCGCAAGAAGUCUGCUCAGGGAAAGCUAACGCCGAAUUAG